Molecule: messenger RNA, 2463 nt
Organism: Mauremys mutica (yellowpond turtle)
Lineage: Eukaryota; Metazoa; Chordata; Testudines; Geoemydidae
Gene: TEDC1
Product: tubulin epsilon and delta complex 1
Exons: 8
Coding region: 83-1432 (449 amino acids)
Source: RefSeq, a predicted model, not a curated record
GUGCACCUGCGCAAUAGCGUGGAGGCGCCGUUUGAGCGGAGGCGCGCGGCGCUGGGCGGCGAGUGUCGGAGUCCGAAGCGGGAUGUGGCGGGGCCGGGCUGGGGCGCUGCCGGCGGCCAUCGGGGCGCUGUGCCGGGCUCUGCCGCCGGGGAGCCGGCCCGCCCCGGAGACCUUCCGCCUCGCCAAGUUCGACCGGCCCGAGGCGAGUUUGCAGAUUUGGAGGCUGCUGUAUUCUCUUCUAAAGCAAAUCCAUGACGGAGGAUGGACUGACCCUGAUACCAUAGGCACCCAAAUUAGGUUUGUAAAGUCAGUGUUAUGGUACUAUGGCUAUGGCAGGCCAGAAUUCUAUCAGCUCCCCUCCGAUGGCUCACAGGGGAGCAGAGAGUUGCUGCUGGCAUUUUCCUGGCUCCUAAACAGAAUCAGCCUGCUGGAGCGGCUACUGACUGUGAAUAGAGUGAAAAUCGGGGAUGAAGCCUCUGUGUGCACGUGUGAAGAUAAUAACUCUAACAGCUGGAAGGACAGGACCGAAAUAGCACUCGAACCUUGUUUGAAAAGAGAAGUAGAUGUCAGAUAUCUCCAGUGGUUAACUGGCAGGCUGCAGUUCCAGUGGCGGAGUUUGCAUGUUGACCAUCAGGAGCAAUGUAAACUCUUGCAUAAGAUUCAUUCUUACACUAGUGGCUGUCAUAUGGACCAGACCAUCGGUCAUUUCUCCGUCACAGAAACCGAUCUCAUUAGACAACCAGAUAGCUACAAACAGUUGUUGCAGUUACUGGAGUCUGAAACCUCUCAAUUAGAAGCCUUUCUGGAAUGGAAACGACUGGAACCAGUUUAUUGGCACUGGAUGGAAACUGUAUUAGAUACCCUUGACGAAGAUGGAAAUACAUUCAAGUCAGAAGAUGUUUGUAAAGAGAAAAACACUUUGCCAAAUACUAACUUGUGUUGCCACAGUGCUAGCAAUAUUAUUGGAGAAAUUGACAAAUUGACCAAAGAUCUAGUGACUCUACGUGAUGGACUGCAUGAGCUAGUAACUUGCAAGAAGUCAGCAUGGUAUGAAAAGGUCAAAUCAAGAGAAAGAACACUUCCAGAUGAAAGGGAGUUUUGUGUUGCUGUCAGGACAAUAACAGAAGCUGUCAAGCUAAAACUAUCAGAUCUUAAAUGCCAUUGUGCCCAUAAAAAAAAUGGAAUGCAUGGUCUGUACAGGCUGGUAUUUAAAGACAAGCAUUCUGCUAGCAAAACAGGUUUCCUCAGUUCGGUAUUGAAGGAGCCCAUUACAAAUGUUGUUAAUGCCACAGAGGUGAUCAGUGAACUGAAAAUGGAAGAGGCCACUCUGAAGAGGGAGCUGAAGCGGCUACAGGAAGAGUGCAGACACAAGCUAGAUGAGAUUGCGGACGGGCUGGUUGGAGUGAUUUGUAUCCCACCUAUGAAGAGAUAAGUUCUCAUCAAGAAAGGACAAGGGCAUAGAGCUGUUUGAUCAGAAGACAUAUUAUAAACCGUUGCCUGAGAGUGGGUAAAAUGAAGAUCUGAAUGUGGUUAAUUCUCAGCCUUGAAAACACAAUUUGUCACUUCUUUAUAAUAUGCAUUGGGGCCAGAACACUGCACCCUUAAUGGUUCUAUCUGCUGCCCCUUAUUACUUACCUUACCAAUUAAAUUCUGCAGCAGUUGUUAGAGGGGGGUGGGGUGUUUUUAAAUCUCUCCUUCAUCUAGCUUUCUGAUGCUCCUGCCAGGCACAGGCUCACUUUCAGAACUCUCUGUUCCUAGACUCACAGUAUUUGCAGGUCUGCAGACUGAAAUACUAAUUACAUUCAGCAUUUAUCAGCAAGUGAGAGUAUUUAUGACUAAUUAAAAAACAGGAACUGAGCAGAGAUGAGUAUGGCCUUCGAUGCUGAAAGGUAUGCAAAGCACCAAGAAUGAAAUGUGCAGGAAAGGCUGCUGUUUAGUUCAGCUAGUUCCAUAUUGUGUGGCAGGGCACAGAAUACAUACAGUUAUCACAAAACAGAUACAAAAUGCUUAGUAGCAAAUAAAAGUGACAUCACAGGCAUAAUGCACUUCAAAUGAUCAGAUUCUCUAGGGAAACACCCAUUUUUAUUAAACUAUGUAUUCAGUUAUGAAGCACAGUAAUAUCAUUUCUAUAUUCACUAGAGAAUGCUUCUGCAAAAUAGAAAUAAGGCCUUAAAUUCCAGGCUUUAAGAAACCCCAUAGUCUGCCUCUGGAGACUUCCCCCCAGAAUGUAAAGCCUUUCAUUUGGCAUUAGCUUUUCAUCGCUUUCUGCUUGCUUUCAGUAAGAAACUGCUUUUAUUCUUGUGAUUUUCCUUCAGAAAUAAAAACACAAUUUGCUUUUCAUUUGUGAAUUGCAAUGAGCAGCAGGAUUACCUUGGUUUGGACUUCUGUCCAUUACUCCCAGCUCUUCUGUUUGGGUGAUUAACAGUUGCCUGUGACUCAAGAACCAAAAGUAAAAGUGCAUUU